GAAUGCAGGUUUUGCAAAAGGCAGUUUCAUGAUAUGUCCCCUUUAAAAUGUUUGUGAAAUGAGGAAACAUUGUGGUAAAAUGUUGAAACAUUCAUAUUUAUUUCAUUAGACUAGAAGGUAUAAAUGACAUACCAAGGUUUCCUUAAAAAAAAUGGAUUUAUUUAUUUAAAGGAAUGUCUUCGACAUUUAAAGUCACUGAUUUGAUUAUGAAAAUGAUGAUGAUUUAAAAGAAAUCAGUGUCGUAACUCUCCAAAAAUGCCAAUUCUGUAGUGUUGUAAUGCUCUUUAUGCAGAAGUAAAGAAGUGUGUAGGAACCCUGUUCGGUUCGGUUCACUUCCUGUGAUGUCACUGUGUUAACGCGGUUCGAUUCCGUCAGAUCGUGUCCAGUUUCAAAGCAACCACGUCCAGAGCCGUGUGCCAGCUGGUCAGAGAGUAUGUCGGCCACAGAGACGGCAUCUGGGACCUCAGCGUCUCCAGGACUCAGCCUGUGGUGCUCGGUACUGCGUCAGCAGACCACUCUGCGAUGCUGUGGAGCAUCGAGACGGGAAAGUGCCUCCUCAAAUAUAUGGGCCAUCAAGGAUCAGUCAACUCCAUCAAGUUCCACCCGACUGAACAGAUGGCUCUGACAGCCUCCGGAGACCAGACGGCCCACAUCUGGAGGUACAUGGUGCAGCUGCCGACUCCACAGCCUGUUGCUGAUAUCAGUCAGCAGACGCCCUGCGAAGACGACGUGGACUUUUCGGAUAAGGACGAGGCCGACGGCGAGGUCGAGGGUCCAACCGACUGCCCCUCCGUCCGCGUGGCCACCACCACUCUCCGCAGCCAUCAGGGCGUGGUCAUCGCCGCCGACUGGCUGGUGGGCGGCAAACAGGUGGUGACGGCGUCCUGGGACCGAGCCGCCAACCUGUACGACGUGGAGACGUCGGAGCUCGUCCACUCACUCACCGGCCACGACCAGGAGCUGACCCACUGCUGCACACACCCCACCCAGCGUCUGGUGGUCACCUCCUCCAGAGACACCACCUUCAGACUGUGGGACUUCAGAGACCCGUCCAUCCACUCCGUCAACGUGUUCCAGGGACACACCGACGCGGUGACGUCCGCUGUGUUCACGGUGGGAGAUAACGUGGUUUCUGGGAGCGACGAUCGAACCGUCAAAGUGUGGGACCUGAAGAACAUGAGGUCGCCCAUCGCAACCAUCCGCACCGACUCCGCUGUCAACAGGAUCAGCGUGUCGGUGACACAGAAGAUCAUCGCUCUCCCUCACGACAAUCGGCAGGUCCGGCUGUUCGACAUGGCCGGGGUGAGACUGGCUCGACUCCCACGAAGCAACAGACAGGGUCACCGGCGGAUGGUGUGCUGCUCCGCCUGGUGUGAAGAUAACACCUCCUGCAACCUGUUCACCUGCGGCUUCGACCGGCAGGCCAUCGGCUGGAACAUCAACAUCCCGGCUCUGCUGCAGGAGAAGUGACCUCCUCCUCCUCCUCCUCCUCCUCUCGCUGCUGCUGCUGUCACCUCACGGUGAAACUCCACCCACAGCCUGUCAAACACUCACACCCUGCAGGCUUCAAAAAAAGGGUUUCUGUUACCGACGCAAUGAGUCAACGAAAGAUCAAAUUACAGACUUUUACCAGCCGUCUCUUGAGUCUACAGGCGGUCAGUAUUUGACACGUGAAGCUCCCUAAAGGUCUGACCUCCCACCCUAAACCCGUGUACUGCAUCUGUCUCUAACGCACCGCCGGCAUUAUUACACAUUUAGGCGGAGGCGACUCCUCGCCACCCAAAAGAGGAAAUAGAACUAACUGAACUAACACUGAUGAAAACAAACACUGAAGGGUUUUGGUCUUCUUAGUUGAAAACUAAAAAAUCAGACAUUGAGGAGAUAAGUGAGGUGCUGAUUUAAGCAAAUUAACAGCAGGUUUAUGUUUCGACAAGAACGUCAGUCUGAUGCUCGAAAUCCACUAGUUUUUAAUAAUUAAAUCCGUUUUUGCUGAUUGUGCAAAAUGUCAGCACGAGAAAGUCACUCAAAAUCUUCUUUGUCUAAACUGUUUGUCUGGUUACCCGUUAGUUUCAUUCAUUCCAAAACAUUUUGAUUGGCACCUGAGAUUCAGAGCUUAACAUCUGUUACACUUUAAAAAGUGUCUAUCGUACUAUCAGAGUAGUUGUUUGCCUCUGUGCGAUACAGUAAUGCACCUUUUUCAAAGUACUUAUAGCUUCUUAUUGAGGUGUUGGAAAUUAAAAAUGCUUUUGCAGCUUCUGUACAAAGUCAGAAUGGAAACCAGCUCAGUGAUGGUGAGUUUCAGCCGGAGGGAUUGUUGUCUAGUAAAUUCUUCCAGGUGGAUUUAAAGCUUCAAAAGCCCAAUUUACUCCAACAGAGAGGUGGUGACGUCCUUUAAAGGAAGCUACAUGCGACGCUUUUAUUAAUGUGUCAUUUUCAGAACUAUAUCGAGCCUGCAUGGACCAAAAGACACCAAAAUAUCAAAUAAUAAAUUACUAUUGGAAAGCUUUUGUGAUUGUAACGGACAAGGGAAAUCAAAGACUUGUUCAAUAGUUCAUCUCCACCUCUUUUGCAUGCAAACUUUAAACAGUAAACACCCGUUCAAACUUUGAUUAUCUGUACACCAACAUAUAAAUAUGGUUGUUUUCAUAACUAAUGUUGUUGCAAUGUGGCUUCCAGCCACCAGAGGCAGCGCUGAGCGAGGAAUAAAUCCUGCUCCAUUUUGAAUUAAAUUUGGAUUUGCAGAUAGUAACCUUUAACAAAGUUAAGAACAAAACACCCGAUGAGGUGAUUGAAAUGUUUGAGUUCUGUUUGGUAGACAUCCACGUUUCCAGGUCACAGUGUUGUGGUUUCUCUCCACUGUGGAGCCACACCAGUAUGGCUGCUGGUGGUUUCCUCCCAGCACUGACACUGGUGUGGUCUCUCUUUAGUUGGGAUACCGAGACGUCCCAGUUUUUCCUCCACUAAGAUGUUUUAGUAGGUUGGUCACUUUGCUCCCGGUGUUGUCGUUUCGGGUCUGACUGUGUUUCUGUGUUUUCUGUAAAGCCAUGAACCAGCCACUGUGUGUCACCUUCCUGCCCUGUCAGCGGUUCAUUGUUAGAGGCUGAUAAACGUGUAGACGUUGUUCCAUCUAAGACUUCAGGGAGGAAAGAAGGUUUCAGUGUUUCUGUACGUGUGCAACUUAAAUCUCUCUAAGAGCAACACCUGUUGAAAUGGUUGUUCGCAGGGCUGGGUACCGAGAUAUAUCUAUAAUAUACUGUCUCAUACUAUUCAUGCUAUUGCUUUAAUUUGAAGAACUAAAUUUACUCUUUUUUUGAAUUUAGACACUUUCCAGCAAUUAAGAAACCUUUUUUUUAGGAUCUUCAGCUGUGAUUUGACCAGAACGACUUCAUCAUCUCAUGAAACCAAAAACGAAGUGAUUCAUUUAAAUCUGGCAUCAAAUAUUAAAUACUUAGUGACUGAUGUUCCUCGGCUGCCCAGCCCUGCUGGCGUACCAGUACUCGACAUGAAUGUAAAAAAAAGUUUUUCUAGUUCAUCGCAGUGCCCUUUAGUCGUUAGUGUUGAAACACUGUUGUGUGGGGUUCUGUCGGUGUCAUAUUUGUUAUGGUACUUUAAAACGUGAUGCGUUUCACUGUCAGCUGCUUUGCUUUCCCACUGCCACUAAAACAGCCAAAGCUGGAUUUAAGUCAAUGGGAGAGGGUGUAAUGGUGUGUGUGUGUGUGUGUGUGUGUGUGUGUGUGUGUGUGUUUGAGUUUGAGUUUGAGAAGAAGUAGGUGUGGUGAUAAAAAUCAACGUCUAAAAACGUAUUUAAUGUUGUGAUAACAGGGCAGUUCAAGUUCUGACUGCUGUACAACUCAUGUACUCUGAUGUACUCUGAUGUACUCUGAUGUACUCUGAUGUACUCGUGAGUUGCGACAUCAACACGAUGAACAAGCACAGUCCAUUUCUACAUCUAGCUUUAGCUUUGUGGAGCGUUUCGCUGGUUUGUAAUCAAAGCGUUCAUUCAAACAUCUGCAUUGACGUGACGAACACGUGUGUGUAUUUGGUUUCACUUUACGGCUGCUUUUUGCAGUGUUUUAACCCAGUGAAAUGUGUUUGAGUACAAUAAAAACUCUCAGAUUGACCAUAUUUAUUUAUUAUAAAUGUUGUGAAAAAAACGGCAUUGUUACAUUUAAGAUCAAAAGAUGGAAGAUUUCCAGAACAAACUAAGUGAUAACUUGACAAAAGUAAAGUGUGAACCUCUCACUUUAAAACCAUAACAUAUGUAUCAUAUAAAUUGUAAUAUAUAGAGAGAAAUGAGGCGGUUUUGUCUGUAUAGUGUAUUUCAGCUGCAGCAGUUUUUUUUCUUAGCCUUUAUAAGUUGACGUGAUCUCACAUUUCAUUUGUUUUAUUUUGUGUUAAUUGCAGAUGUUCCGAUACCAUUUCUCCCUUUCAGAUUCCUGAAUUUGCAUUUCGGCUGAUACCGAGAACCGAUCCGAUACCAGUGCGUUAAAAACAGAUAUGACGUGAUAUCGGAUCGGUGCUUAGAGCGGCGUACUCGCCGAGACAUUUCUGAUGCUGGUAUCGGUACAGCUUGAUCCAUUUUACUGCUUCAUGAUGGAUGACGUUGGUUCAUCUGUCAAAGACUUCACAUUCACUUUAAACUGAGUUAUUUUUGAAACUUAGACCAGAGAUGGCAAAUGAAGUCCAACAUUUUGCAUCUGGCUAAUUAAAAAUUAGCUUUAGAAAUGUCACAAAUGUCAGCUGAAGACUACACUUUCCUUAAACCAAUUUUUAGGUUUUGUGCAAUAUGUUUAUUUGUGAGUAGUUUAUUUAUAUUAGUUUUUAGGUGUGUAUUUCUAUAUUAUAUUCCUCGCUGUAGGAAUACCCUUUUGCUCAAGAGUUCAUCAACGAUCUGCGGAUUUAUUUCCUCUGUAUUCUCUCCAGCUGCAAUGAGCAAAUAUUAAAAAACAAAAUGUAUCCGAAAUGGGAGAAGAGACAGUUGAUUUUGUGUUUCCCUGCCGUCUCUGGUUUAACCGACACAACAUUUAGUUUGUGUGAAGGAAAUGUAAAAGCUGUUUGUGUGAGUGUUGGAUCUCUGGUUUAUCCGACACGGUUUAAACAAGUUUCACUGUGUUUUCUACCACCACUGAGCCACUCUGCUGCCACGUUCAUAACACUGUUAAUAAAGUUCACGCUUUCACUCUCACAACGAAACGCAUCGUCACUGAGCAUCGGCCAUCUCAGAUCCACCGUCGUGAAGCCUUGUUAAACUGUGGCUCCUUGCUGUUUACAGUGUUUUAGUGAUCAACGUGGUUCGAUGUCGAACAACAAAACAUCACAGCUCAGUUCUCAGAAGAAGAACGAAAAACCUGUUGGAUUGACUUGACAGCAGUUUUGUGGGUUAAAAGCUGUGUAAUAAAGAACAAGCAUCUGCUUGUGAAAUCAAAAUAAACCGUUUGUGCUGUUUGAACGUUUA
Anarrhichthys ocellatus (wolf-eel) is the source of this 5455-nucleotide messenger RNA. RefSeq names its product WD repeat-containing protein 37. NCBI's taxonomy places the organism in Eukaryota, Metazoa, Chordata, Actinopteri, Perciformes, Anarhichadidae. The transcript has 9 exons. Bases 523 to 1470 code for a protein of 315 amino acids. Gene Ontology annotation, molecular function: protein binding. The record is from RefSeq and is a predicted model, not a curated record.